UCCUGUUUCUGAUGAGUGGCUAAAACGGAGCCGGGACGUGGGGGGAGCGUCUUGGGGCAGAAGGGACCCGGGCUGUGCCAGCCCCAAAGAGGCCUGCGACGUAGCAGGGUCCCCUCCAGAGGAAGAUGCUGUCCCGCCGGGGCUGCAAACCUGAGGUCCUCAUCCUGACCGUGGUGGGGAUCGGCGGCCUCCUCUUCCUCUUCGUGACCAACGAGGGCGAGCACGUGAGGAAGGCUGUCACAAGAGUCAGCAGUACCAGCCCCUCCACCCCCACGCCCGGCGUCCCCACCACCCCGCGUCACGUCCCCGAGUGCAAGGAGAACUCCUCGGUGGCCGACAUCUCCGGCUUCGCCGACCUGCCCGGCCACAUCCAGGACUUCCUGCGCUACAAGCACUGCAAGGAAUUCCCCCAGCUGCUGGACGCCCCCGACAAGUGCGGGGGGGCCGAGGGCUCCCCGGGGGUCUUCCUCCUCCUGGCCAUCAAGUCGUCGCCCGGGAAUUACGAGCGGCGGGAGAUCAUCCGCAAGACCUGGGGGGAGGAGAGGACGUACCAAGGGGUCCGGAUCCGCAGGCUCUUCCUCUCCGGGGAGGCGGGGGAUGCGCGGGAGGCCUGGAAGCUGAACCGGCUGCUGCGGCUGGAGGCGGCGGAGCAUGGGGACGUGCUGCAGUGGGCGUUCCUUGACAGCUUCUUCAACCUGACCCUCAAGCAGGUGCUGUUCCACGGCUGGCUGGAGGCCCGCUGCCCCGGCGCCCGCUUCCUCUUCAACGGGGACGACGACGUCUUCGCCAACACGGACAACGUGGUGCAGUACCUGCUGGGCAUGCGGGGCGCCAACGACGGCGACGGGCACCUCUACGUGGGGCAGCUGAUCGCCAACGUGGGCCCCAUCCGCGAGAAGUGGAGCAAGUACUACGUGCCCGAGCAGGUCACCGCCACCAACUCCUACCCGCCCUACUGCGCGGGCGGCGGAGUGCUCAUGUCCGGCUUCACCGCCCGCACCAUCUACAAGGAGUCGCUGGGCAUCGAGCUCUUCCCCAUAGACGACGUCUACCUGGGCAUGUGCCUGCAGAAAGCCGGGCUGGCCCCGGCCUCCCACAUGGGCAUCCGGACCGUGGGCGUCAGGGUGCCCUCCUCCAAGCUGGAGUCUUUUGAUCCCUGCUACUACAAGGAGUUGCUGCUGGUGCACCGCUUCGUGCCCUACGAGAUGCUGGUGAUGUGGCGGGCCAUUCACGAGCCGGACCUGCACUGCGGGAAGAAGCUGCAAGUCUAUCAGAGUGUCUGAGCGGACCCUGGAAUCCGAGGGGAGGGGGCACCGGGGAGGGAUGUAAUGCGAGGUUGAAGGUGCUAGGGCAUCGGCGGGUGAUGCCGCCCAUCUAGGUCUUCGCUGCUGUGCCCCGAAUGCUCCAGACCCAUCACCUCUUUCUUGCUCUUGAGGCCUAUUCCAGGAAGUCCCGGCUCCAGGGGGCGGGACUUCCAGGAACGAGCCUCAGCAGGACUUACGGUUGACGCUCGGUUGGCUAGCAUGCAUGAGGUGCACAGAGAUGCUGAACGGCUCACUGGCUUCUGGUCCUGUCCCAACUGGUUUGGCCCAUUUGCCAUUCUUGGGAUAUCAGAAGCUUUUCCCACAGCUCCUCCCUUCCCCGUGGCGGCGAUAAGCAUUUCGAGCUGCUGCAGGGAUCCCUUUGGGGCGGCUACCUCCGAGAAAGCAACUGCCAGAAGGCCGCCAGACCAGCGUCUCUCUGGGGUGGAGGGGGGAAUUUCUGCCUCCUUGACUAACGGGCACAUUGCCACCUGGGUGCCCGAAUCCUGGGGCAGGAUGUCACUGGCUUGGAUGAUGCCUGGAUCUUGGCCCGGACGCUGCGUCUCUGGGGCCGAAGGUCCAAACGCAGCAGGAAAUGGGUAGGGUGUCUGGCGUGAGGAGCUUGGCUCGCAUCCCAGGCCCAGCCCCUGUUUCACCAGCGGCCCUAAGCGCAGGAGACGGGUGUCCUGCACAUCCCCACUCCAGAGCUCGGGGGCCAGAUCUGCCCUGGCGUAACCAGCUGUGGCCCCGUAAAGAGCAGAGAGAAGCGGUGUCUGCUCCCCACCCGCCCCUGCUCCUUGUGAGUCUGUUUGCCCUAUGGACUAAGCUGGCAAGGGGCGAAGGGGGAGAUGAGCCAGCUUGAAGGAUCGGAGCGUCAGCCCCCUGGGUAGUCUGGGGCAGUUGUAGGAAAACCUCAGGAGGGCAUGUGUGUGUGACUGUCCUCCGCCCCUCUCCCAGUGCCUGUCUGUGCAGAUAUUCCAGUGACGCCCGUGGACCUGUGCUCCAGGACAGAAAUCUGCCUGGGGGCUUGGACGCUGCCUCACCCAUCCAUUCGGUGGCAGGACCCCAUGCUGAGAAGCACCAGGAGACGGGCCAUACCCAGCUGGUUUCGGGGCCCACCAUCCUGUGCUGCAUCUGCGCUUGAGACUCAGGGUGUAAAACUGCAUCUCUGGUGGCCGGGGAGGGAGCAAACGGGGGCCUCGCUUCACCUCUGGCUCAGCUGUGUCCUGACUGUACUAAUAACCCCCCAACGCUGACCCCCACUCCUCCCAGGGGCAUGGUCCUAUGGCACCAAGGGCUGAUUUCCAAAGUGCUGCCCUGUCCCUGAAAAUCCAGCCUCAUGCACACUCCCAAGCCCCUUGCAGGACACGGCUGAUAGUUACUAACUGACUGGGGCCCUUUGAAUUCAGGCCUGUGGCUUGGUUCAUGUAGGAUUUGGCACGGCCAGACGGGCACGGGGGGCUGGCAGAGGCCCAACAUACGACCCUCCCCCGAUCUGCCCAAGCAGAAGGCAAACCCGAGAUCUGGAUUGCUGUUACACUCGACCCACCGGCAAUUUCUGUUGCUCAAUCAAGAAAGCUACCAGGGUGCGGCCACAGAGCCGUGCACCUCUCCAAACCUGUCCGUUGCAUCCCCCUGGCUGUGACAAACUGCUGCUCAGACUUUGUCAGUUAGUUGUGUUUUAUGAGCUCACAAGCCCAAAGUUUCCAAGCUCACUGGCCUCUUUGUUUUGUUUCAAACCAGCUCCUCAACCGUUCCACUCCCCAGCUCCACCUUGCAUUCAAAUGCUCCCCCCCGUUCUGAACCUGGCCCAUCAAUUGUUCAAUGUCACGCAGAGCGCUGAGCUGGAGUCAGGAAAUGCACAGGUUAAAUCUGCUGUGGAGAGAACACGAACACGUCCAUCCCCUCCCCAGCCUGCAGUUUAAAAAAAACAAACCACCAAAAACCAGAAGUGGCAGGAAACUGAAGAUCUGGUUCUAUUUUCAGCACAUGUUCUGUCAAGAGACCAUCUCCCCUCCCUGCUUGGGGCAGAAUUUUCCUGCCACCCCUCCCGCGAUGGUGUUUGUGGAAUCGCUCUGGACUCUGUAACCCAGAUGUGGGGGGCAAAGCCACCAGCUCACAGGCCUGGGGGUGCAAAGGGCUGAUGGGGGCGAGGGUUUGCUAGCUCUGAGGUGCGUGUGUGUGGCCUCAGGUCAGCAAAGCAUUUAGUGACGGGCUUCCGUCUCCCUCCUGCUCCAGCCAAGUCUUUCAGCUCGCGCUGGUGCCACAGCCGGGGCUGCGGCUGGGCAAUCGGUAGUUCCUCCCCAGCGGUUGGAGAAAGUUGUUUCAAUCAGCCGUGUCCUGGGCUGGAGUUGCCUGUGCUGCGUGUUGGAGCUGUGACGUGCUGCACGGUGCAUCACCUGGCUCGCUCUGUUCCCUGUGCCGUUCGGCCUUCGUACGCAGGCCCGUACCGGGAAAUGUGUGGGUCCCUGCUCCUGUCCCCUCCAGAAACUGAUUCUGCCCCUUCCCCCGGCCCGGUGGGGCCUUAACCCAAUGAAAACUGAAGCCUCCCAGUGGAGUGGGUGGGUUUUCUUUGCUCUCCCUUCCUCCCGUCCCUCCACUGAGAACUGACGCAACGUCCGGAGAAUAAAUGAGUGUUCUUUAUAACAAGUGUCCUGCAGCUUGGCUGGCGGGGGAGAGUUUCCUGGGCAUAGCUCCAGGCGAUGGGAGGGGGACGGCCUAUCAUGGAUGGCUCUGUCAUGCGUAGGGUUGUCAGGUGUCCGGAUUUCGACCCAGUCAAAAAGGGACCUGGCAGCUCCGGGCAGUGCCACCGACCAGGCCAUUAAAGUUUGGUCGGUGCCGCAGGCAGGCUUCCUACUUGGCUCCACGCGAGUCCUGGGAAGCUGCUGGCAUCUCCCUCCGGCUCCUAGGCGGAGGGAUGGCCAUGGGGGCUCUGUGCGCUGCCCCCGCCCCCACCGCCAGCUCAGCUGCUCCCAUUGGCCAGGAACUGCGGCCAAUGGGAACUGAGGGGGUGGUGUGAGAGCCACGUGUUCGCACCUCAGCACAGGAGCUG
Chrysemys picta bellii (western painted turtle) is the source of this 4353-nucleotide messenger RNA. It is a transcript of the gene B3GNT3, whose product is annotated as UDP-GlcNAc:betaGal beta-1,3-N-acetylglucosaminyltransferase 3. The record is from RefSeq and is a predicted model, not a curated record. Gene Ontology annotation, cellular component: Golgi membrane. NCBI's taxonomy places the organism in Eukaryota, Metazoa, Chordata, Testudines, Emydidae. Gene Ontology annotation, molecular function: UDP-glycosyltransferase activity; hexosyltransferase activity.